Leptosomus discolor (cuckoo roller) is the source of this 984-nucleotide messenger RNA. The record is from RefSeq and is a predicted model, not a curated record. NCBI's taxonomy places the organism in Eukaryota, Metazoa, Chordata, Aves, Leptosomiformes, Leptosomidae.
UCUUUCGGUGUUGUACUUUGGGAGAUCGCAACGUUAGCGGAGCAGCCAUACCAAGGCAUGACCAAUGAGCAAGUGCUCCGCUUCGUGAUGGAAGGAGGUCUGCUGGAAAAACCAGACAAUUGUCCUGAUAUGCUGUUUGAAUUGAUGCGCAUGUGCUGGCAGUACAAUCCGAAAAUGAGGCCCUCCUUCCUGGAAAUCAUCGGCAGCAUUAAAGACGAGCUGGAUCCAGCGUUCAAAGAGGUCUCCUUCUUCUACAGUGAAGAGAACAAGCCUCCGGAUACAGAGGAGCUUGACCUGGAGACUGAAAACAUGGAGAGCAUUCCUUUAGAUCCCUCCUCCACCCUCCAACCCACUGACAAGCACUCAGGACACAAAGCCGAGAACGGCCCAGGCGUGGUGGUCCUUCGGGCCAGCUUCGAGGAGAGACAGCCGUACGCACACAUGAACGGGGGACGCAAGAAUGAGAGGGCCUUACCGUUGCCCCAGUCUUCGGCCUGCUGAUCCUUAGAACCAGAAUCUCACAGAAAAGAAACCCAGAAAAACACGUGCAUUGGGGGAAGAAAGAAAGGAAAUUACAAUAUAUUCAAAAGCCUACUGUACCUCAGUGGAUCUUCAGAACUGCCAUAGCUGCACUUGGGAGAACCCUUUUUUCAGUAAACAAGUUACCGUAUUUUUCUUUUUUCAAUAUGCAAGCAGAUGUUUGUUUCAGUAAAGGACUCCAUUCAUGGGGCACACAGUUGGCCUUUUAAAACUCUAAUGUUAACACUUAAUAGCAACAGAAAACUUGAGAUCUGAUGUCUCUCUCUCUCUCUCUCUCCUCUCUCCUCUUUCUCUUUCUUUCUGUCUCUCUCUUUGCUUCAUAAUGGGAAACAUAUCUGUGUGCAAGUUCAGCCGUACAGCACUUUUAUCAGAUCAAAGAUAUCGCAGGCCAGGUGGCUCCCCGGUACCCUUGCAAGCACCUGCCUAACACUGUAGGUCUUUAUU